AUGAAUUGUAAUAAAAGGAGACAAAAAAUAAAAUUAAAUGAAAAUAUUAUUUAUUCUUCUAAUCCAAUAAUAAAUGAAGAUGAUAUAGCCGAUUUUGUUUCUACUUUAAAUGUUGAUAAGCAAAGAAGAUAUAAAAAUGAUGAUACACAAAAUUUAAAUUUAGUAAAAGAAAUACAGCUAAGUAGUUUAAAUAUUAAUGACUGGGGAAUAUCUAUACUUAUUCCUUGUAUAUUAAGAAGUAGAAAUUUAGUUACAUUAAACUUAUCUAAUAAUAAUUUAACAAAUGAUAGUGCCAGUAUUUUAUCAAAAUGCUUAAAAUAUCUCCCUUUCCUAAAAUCAUUAAAUUUAUCUAAUAAUAUAAUAAGGGAUGAAGGGGCUAUACAGAUCAUUGAAGAAUUUUUUUCACGGAUUUUAAGUAAUAAAGAAAGUUUAUUUUUAAAUGAAAAAAAAAAUAAAAUGGUAGAUGAUGCUUUUUCUGAUAAUUUUAUGUUGUAUGAUAACCAAAAGGAUAAAAUAGAAUAUAUAGAUAAUGACAUAUACGAAAUAGAUUUUUCAGAUAAUUUUUUAGGUACUAAAUUUAUGUUAAAAUUAGGUGCAGUUAUUGAAAAUAAUAGUAAAAAAUGUAAACUAAUUCUAAAAAAUAUAGGAAUUAAUGAUAUUGGUAUUUCUAAUUUAUUUAAAAAAAGUAAAAAUAUUGAAAUAUUAGAUAUAUCAGAAAAUAGUGUUACUACAGAAUUAUUUCCUCAAUAUAUUGAAACUUUAUUUGAUACUCAAUUAAAUUUAAAAGAAUUAUAUUUAUCGGAUAUAUGUUGUAGUCGUGACAAUUUAAAUAAAGUAGAAAAUGGAAAUGAUAUAUUUUUGGAAUUAAUUAAGCAUUUACAUAAAGCAAAAAAUUUAUCUAUAUUAUCUUUUUCAAAUAAUAAAAUAAAUGAUGAAAGUUUUAAAUAUUUUUGCCUUUUUCUUAAAAACAACGAAAAUAAUAUUAAAGAAAUAGAUUUAUCUAAUAAUUGCAUAUCUAAUCUUGAUUAUUUAAAUGAAUGUUUAAAAAAUAAUAAAACAUUAAAAGUAAUAAACUUGUCUAAUAAUUCCUUAACUGAUGUUAAUAUAAAAUUAUUUUGUUGUGAUACUCUUUCAAAUAAUUUAAAUAUUUGCGAAUUAUCUUUAGCAUGUAACAGUUUAUCAAAUGAAUCAUGUAAUUACAUUUCUUAUGCUCUAAUAUCUCAAUCUAAAUUAAUUAAAAAGUCCAUCAGUACAAAAAAUUUCAACAGAAAAAAAUACUCUUCUUCAUAUGACCAUGAAGACUCCUAUUUUAAAAACACAGGAAAUUAUGAAGCCAACUCAAGUGAUUUAGAAGAUCUAUGUUCAUUUAGAAAAAAGUCGGAAAGUUCCUGUGAGUUGGAUUCAAGAAAAGUUCAUACUAAGAAAUAUAUAAAUAAAAUAAAGGAGCUAAAAAAUUUAAUAAUAAAUAGGCAUAAAGAAGAAAAUAAUUUUUUUUCAUGUACAGGAAUAUUUAGCUUUAAUAGAGCAACCGAUAUAUCAAAAAAUUUAUAUUUACAAGAAAGAAGAAGAAAUUUAAUAUAUAAUAAAAAUGAUCAUUUUUAUAAUACUAAUAAUUUUUUCUCUUUUAAUUGUUUCAAAGGAUUAAAAUUUCUUAAUUUGUCUGGUUGUCUUAUAGAUAAUAAUGGUAUAUCCUUUCUAAUAAAAUCCCUACAAACUCCUUUUUGCCCACUAGAAUUUUUAGAUAUUUCUUGUUGUGAGAACUUAAAUGAUAAUAUUUAUCAGUCAUUUACAAACUUAAUGUCUAGCAAAAAAUCCAAAUUUUUAAAAAACAAAAGUUACAUUUUUAAAAAUUUACCGUUAACAGUUCGUGGAAUACCACCAACUCUAAUACCUCUAAAUGACUCUGAAGAUAAAACUGACAAAGAUAGUAUAGAAAAGAUAGUUCAUAGGAAACAUCAAAAAGAAAAAUAA
Molecule: messenger RNA, 1971 nt
Organism: Plasmodium relictum
Lineage: Eukaryota; Apicomplexa; Aconoidasida; Haemosporida; Plasmodiidae
Gene: LRR12
Product: leucine-rich repeat protein
Exons: 3
Coding region: 1-1971 (656 amino acids)
Molecular function (GO): protein binding
Source: RefSeq, a predicted model, not a curated record